GAAAGGUGUACCGAUAUAUGAAAAUAAAUAACAAGUUUCAAAAUAUUGGCAAUUUUGUACAUUUUGAUUCAAGUUGGCAUCGAAUUCUUAGUAAAGUUUGUCAAAGAAAUUCCAAAUAUUAUUUUACAUCACUUAGAAAUAGACUUAGCAUGUUGUCAUACCUCAUUUAAUACUGGAAAGCAGGAAGUUGAACCCGAAAAGCAGUACUGUACAAUUGAAGGGAGGGAACUCUUAUAAUUGUUUCAGACCACAGCUAAUACUAUGGAUUUUGAAGAUUCUGAUGAGGGUGACGAAGACUGGAGUAAACCAGUAAACGACGGAGAUGGCUCAUUUUGCAGUAAUACUAGAAAUUCUCCAAAAGUAUCAGAUUUAAACUUUCCCAAGAAAAUUUCAACUGACAUUGAACAUCCCAGAACUAUCAUUCAUAUUGAUAUGGACUGUUUUUAUGCUCAAGUUGAAAUGAUUAGAAAUCCAAGUUUAAGACAUGUGCCUUUAGGUAUACAACAGAAGCAUAUUAUAGUAACAUGUAAUUACCCAGCUAGAGCAAUAGGUGUCACCAAACUCAUGACAAUUAAAGAUGCCAAAACUAAAUGUCCAUCUUUGAUAAUGGUAUCAGGUGAAGAUUUAACUGAAUAUAGAAAAAUGUCUUAUAAAAUAUCAGAAUAUCUCUUGAAAUAUACGAAGAAAAUUGAACGUUUAGGAUUUGAUGAAAAUUUUCUGGAUGUUAGUGAACUUGUUAAUUCAAGGGUUAGUAAAGAAUCUCCAAGUCAGUUCAGCGGACAUUUAUAUGGAAUACAAGACAAUAAGGCAGACCUAUCAGGUUUAAAGCAGUGUGGUUGUGGUUGCUAUCAAAGAAUAAUGCUAGCAUCUAAUAUAGCUCAAGAAAUAAGAGAUGGUUUAUACAAUGAUUUAGGUAUAACAUGUUGUGCUGGCAUCUCAUAUAAUAAACUAUUGGCUAAACUAGCUGGAGAGAAACAUAAACCUAAUAAACAGACCACACUGUUACCUGAAUUUACUCUACAAUUACUACAUUCCCUACCUAGUACUAGAAAUAUACCAGGUAUAGGAUAUGGUAUGAGUAAAAGAUUAAGAGUAUUAGAUAUAGACAGUGUUUUAGAUCUUUAUAAUUAUAAUCAAGAGAAACUAAUUACAGAAUUUGGACAACAAACAGCUAAAUUUCUCAAAGAUAUAUCAGCUGGUAUUGACCAUACACCUGUUGUUAGAUAUGGUCUUCCACAGUCUAUAUCUGAUGAAGAUUCUUACCGAGAUUUAAAUAAUAUCAAAGAUAUAGAGAAAGAGAUUGAUAUAUUGGUGGAUAAUGUUUUAAAAAGGGUAGUAGAAGAUGGCCGUAAUCCUCAGACAUUACGUGUUACAAUAAGAAAAUCUAUAUUAAAAGAUGAUAAACUAGUGAUAGACUAUGGUAAUAGAGAAUCUAGACAGUGUCCUUUAUCUCAAACUAUCUUUAAUAAUAAAGAUACAAGUACAUGGAAGACACCAAUAGUAGAACUUGCUAUUAGCUUAUUGAACAAGAUGGUGGACGUCACAAAACCAUUUCAUCUUACAUUAAUUAACAUCUGUUUUACUAAAUUCUUAAAAACAUGUUCCAAAGAUAUCUCUACAUUCUUUUCUUCACCUAAUUCUAAACCUACUAAUUCUGAAAAUGAUGAAUUUUUCACCCAAAGAACUAGUUCUAGUACUAAGAUAUCACCAGCAAAAGGAAUUGAAAGUUUUUUUGCCAACAAUCCAACCCUUAAUUUUCACAAAGAGAAAAGAGAUAUCAAAGCUGUAGGAAGGCAAAAUGGUAUGGUGGGUUUUUUCAAAAAUGGUGGGAAAAGGAAAGAAAGUGAAAGUAACAAAAACAAUGAUGAUUCCAAGCGUGCGAAGUUGGAUACCAUAUUUCUGUUGACGCAUCAAAGCCACCAAUUCUUGAUUCAUCAAAAUUACAAGAUUUAA
Molecule: messenger RNA, 1953 nt
Organism: Lottia gigantea (owl limpet)
Lineage: Eukaryota; Metazoa; Mollusca; Gastropoda; Lottiidae
Exons: 9
Coding region: 262-1953 (563 amino acids)
Biological process (GO): translesion synthesis
Molecular function (GO): DNA-directed DNA polymerase activity; damaged DNA binding
Source: RefSeq, a predicted model, not a curated record